Molecule: messenger RNA, 1984 nt
Organism: Suncus etruscus (white-toothed pygmy shrew)
Lineage: Eukaryota; Metazoa; Chordata; Mammalia; Eulipotyphla; Soricidae
Gene: RARB
Product: retinoic acid receptor beta
Exons: 8
Coding region: 96-1442 (448 amino acids)
Biological process (GO): regulation of transcription by RNA polymerase II; cellular response to corticotropin-releasing hormone stimulus; retinoic acid receptor signaling pathway
Cellular component (GO): transcription regulator complex; nucleus
Molecular function (GO): zinc ion binding; nuclear receptor activity; RNA polymerase II cis-regulatory region sequence-specific DNA binding
Source: RefSeq, a predicted model, not a curated record
GAGUUUGAUGGAGUUGGUGGACUUUUCGAUGCCAUUUGCCUCCACACCUAGAGGAUAAGCACUUUUGCAGACUAGUCGGUGCAGGGGAGGAGAUCAUGUUUGACUGUAUGGAUGUCCUGUCAGUGAGUCCCGGGCAAAUCCUGGAUUUCUACACUGCGAGUCCGUCUUCCUGCAUGCUCCAGGAAAAAGCUCUCAAAGCAUGCUUCAGUGGACUGACCCAAACUGAAUGGCAGCAUCGGCACACUGCUCAAUCCAUUGAAACUCAGAGCACCAGCUCCGAGGAACUGGUCCCGAGUCCUCCUUCGCCACUUCCUCCCCCUCGAGUCUACAAGCCGUGCUUCGUCUGCCAGGACAAAUCAUCGGGGUACCACUAUGGGGUCAGCGCCUGUGAGGGGUGUAAGGGUUUUUUCCGCAGAAGUAUUCAGAAGAACAUGAUUUACACUUGUCAUCGAGAUAAGAACUGUGUUAUUAAUAAAGUCACCAGGAAUCGAUGCCAGUACUGUCGACUCCAGAAGUGCUUUGAAGUGGGAAUGUCCAAAGAAUCUGUCAGGAAUGACAGGAACAAGAAAAAGAAGGAGCCUUCAAAGCAAGAAUGCACGGAAAGCUAUGAAAUGACAGCAGAGCUGGACGAUCUCACAGAGAAGAUCCGAAAAGCUCAUCAGGAAACCUUUCCCUCGCUUUGCCAGCUGGGUAAAUACACCACGAAUUCCAGUGCUGACCACCGAGUCCGUCUGGAUCUGGGCCUCUGGGACAAAUUCAGUGAGCUGGCCACUAAGUGCAUUAUUAAGAUCGUGGAGUUUGCUAAACGCCUGCCAGGUUUCACCGGCUUGACCAUCGCAGACCAAAUCACCCUGCUGAAAGCCGCCUGUCUGGACAUCCUGAUUCUUAGAAUUUGUACCAGAUAUACCCCAGAACAAGACACCAUGACUUUUUCAGAUGGCCUUACCCUAAAUCGAACUCAGAUGCACAAUGCUGGAUUUGGUCCUCUGACUGACCUUGUGUUCACCUUUGCCAACCAGCUGCUGCCUUUGGAAAUGGAUGACACAGAAACAGGCCUUCUUAGUGCUAUCUGCUUAAUCUGUGGAGACCGACAGGACCUUGAGGAACCCACAAAAGUAGACAAGCUACAAGAACCAUUGCUGGAAGCACUGAAAAUUUAUAUCCGAAAGAGACGACCUAGCAAACCUCACAUGUUUCCAAAGAUCUUAAUGAAAAUCACAGAUCUCCGCAGCAUCAGUGCUAAAGGUGCAGAACGUGUAAUUACCUUGAAAAUGGAAAUUCCUGGAUCAAUGCCACCUCUCAUUCAGGAAAUGCUGGAGAAUUCUGAAGGACAUGAACCUUUGACCCAAAGUUCAAGUGGAAACACAGCAGAGCACAGUCCCAGCAUCUCACCCAGCUCAGUGGAAAACAGUGGUGUUGGCCAGUCACCACUGGUCCAAUGAGACACUUUCUAGCUACUUCAAACAUUCCCCAGUACCUUCUGUUCCGGGAUUGAAAAUGCAAGAAAAAAAGACAUUUUUACUGCUGCUUAGUUUUUGGACCGAAAAUAUAGUAAAACUCAAGAAGGACCAAGAAGUUUUCAUAUGUAUCAAUAUAUACUCCUCACUGUCUAACUUACGUUAAAAAAAAAAAAACUUUUUAAAUUCUAAGAAAUUCAGCCAUUUCAUGCAACCAGAAAUUAGUUAAAAGCUUCUAUUUUCCUCUUUGAACAUUCAAGAUUGCAUGGCAAAGACCCAGUCAAAUGAUAUGUCCCCUGGUUAAGUUUCUGAAGACUUUGUACAUACAGAAGUAUGGCUCUGUUCUUUCUAUAAUGUAUUUGGUGCUUUUGUCUUGUAUACUUAAAAAAAUAUAUAAAAAACAAACAAAAAAAAAAACCAAGACACCAACGUUAUAAAAGACUACUGUACAUGCCCAGCUAAGAACGCUUCAAAAAGAUAAAGGUUUUGCCUUCAUAGAAUAACCAAGACACCAAGGUAAGGAAUGG